UUUAUUCGAAAAAUGUUGAAAUGACAAUCUAAUCAAUUGGCGAAUUCAGUUUUGUGUCCUGGGCUGACUUAACAUCGGGUCAACGACCCGUCCAAGAAGUGGGCUAGAGUGGAAAAGGCCCAAUAAGCUCACAAGAAAACCAAAGAUAGUUUCGAAUUUGGGCUCAUAUGUGACAGCGUGAACACUAGCCGCCAGCCAACCAAACGCCUGCAGAUCCGAUCGUCGUCGUCAGUUGGCAACUCUUCCCCCGCCGAAAUCCAGUCACAGCAACCCAAUACCCAGGCAGUGGCGUCAACCCAUCUCUAUCAUCCUCCAGGUUCGUGCUUCUCUUCCUGCUUCAAAUCGAAAUUCGAGUCUCACGUUACGAUUCUGAUACGCUUCCAUUACGGUUGAGAGUCUCUCCAAUGGUUUAUGUUUGCGUUUCGUUAAUUUAGGGUUUUCCGAUUGGUAACAGAAGUAGAAAAGCGGAAAGAUGGACAUAAUCUCCCAAUUACAAGAACAAGUAGACACACUCGCUUCUCUCGCAUUCAACACGAUCGGAACGCUGCAGAGAGAUGCUCCCCCUGUGCGCCUGUCGUCCAAUUACCCCGAGCCACCGCCUCCGCCGGCCAACCCUGCGGAGGAUAUUGCGGAGCAGCCUAAGCAGAUGAGCGCUGCACUCGUCAAGGCUGCUAAGCAGUUUGAUGCUCUGGUGACUGCCCUUCCAUUGUCAGAGGGUGGUGAAGAAGCUCAAUUGAAAAGGAUCGCUGAGCUCCAGGCUGAGAAUGAUGCUGUGGGUCAAGAACUACAGAAGCAACUGGAAGCUGCUGAGAAAGAGCUGAAACAGGUGGUUGAGCUAUUUGGUCAGGCCACAGACAACUGCCUUAACUUGAAGAAACCAGAUUAGUGAAUGUUGAGCCCAAGAAUGAGGGAAUUCGUUCGUUAACUCGCUGCACAGUUUUAGAAAACGACAUGGGAGGUUUGGUUUCAGUCUUUCAGAACCCAUUCAAGUAUCUGAUUUCUUGUUCGCAUCCAAUAUCUGUAGCUAGUUUAGGCUCUAAAGCAUAUUUUUGGUACUAGUACGUGUAAUCUUCAUGCAAAACACACUACACCUGGUCAGAAGGACAGUAUCUAACCAUAUGUAUUGUUUCUUCUUGUGCUGUUUCUGUAUGCGGUAGGAUUUAUUGGUAGGAACAUGAACUCAUAGCCUCUGUAAUGCUUGAUGCUGGUGUCAAUUUUGGUUCACUUAUCAAUGUACCGAGUGAAACAUUUGUAGAUAAAGCUACGGUGCUGAUAUGGAAUCAAUCCGUUUGGUUGAGUUUAUGUUCAGGAGUCCCAAUUGGGUCGAACUCACUGUAUAAUAGCAAACAGUAUGACAGAGACGUUCCAUACAAACGUUUUGUCCCAAGUCUUGAAUUUCUUGUUUGCAUCUUACAUUACAUGCCUGAACCCUAGCACCUCACCAUCUCCAUUUUGAUUCGUCUGUCUCGAUUACGUGUCUCGUCCUAGUCACACUAGAUCAUUACAUCACUAUUUCACACUAGUAUUAGUCGUCUCUCAACGUCAAAUUCGUCAAAUUAAAGAUUAUCAAUUACA
Messenger RNA from Linum trigynum, 1575 nucleotides. Lineage: Eukaryota; Viridiplantae; Streptophyta; Magnoliopsida; Malpighiales; Linaceae. The record is from the annotation of a GenBank genome assembly.